GUUGGGAUAUAGUAAUGCUUUUUUUUAUAAACUCCAGUUGUCCGAAAGGAAGACGUGUAAAAGAGAUGAGGGAGAGGAAGAGUGACCACUAUGAGAAAAUAAUGUGUAUUCAUAUUGGCCCUUGCCCCUUGUCUCUGAUGUAAGCAAUUAACACCAGUGACAGGUGUAGCAUCCUCUUGGGCUACAAAUAAUAUGGACUUUAAGGUGAAAACGGCACUGAUGCCAGAACAUACUGUACAUGACUAUGAUUUGUGUGUUUAGCAAAGAUCUAAAUAUAGUAUUACACCUGGUGAAUGGAUUCUGGAAAAUGUCCUAUUCAUGAAAAAAAGAAAAUGGAAGUUAGUAGUAGUAGUAGUAUUUAUGACCACAUCUUCACAAUGACAUGAAGACGUAUCAACAAAAGCCCUGUGGGAUAAUUUGGCUAAAUGUGCAAGCAACUUCCUCAAUGCUCUGCUCCUAGUGAUAAUAGAUCUUUUGUAUUAUAGUAAUACAUUUUAUUUUGAAAGUUGUUCACCGGAAGUGGAGGUGCUGGUUUAACAUGUCACCGGUCAAGUGAGCAGACAGAAAACCACGCUGAGGGAAUUUUGUAGAAGUACAGAAUGGAGGUAUCAAGGAGAAGAGUCCUCCAAAAACACCUGGAGCCAGCGAGACCCCUGCGUCGCUGCCCUCAGGUUGACAUUGAGCCCAAUAUGAAUACUGCUACAUGUGCUCAGGCACUGAUGGAGGAGGUGGAUCAAGAGACAAAUGUUGGCAUAGAGCAGUUCUACAAGAUUGUCAACCUGCACAAACAGAAAGAAGGCAGAAUAUCUUACUCGAGAGAUUUUUUAAUUGGUCUGGCUAGUUGUCCUCAGGCCAGGAAGAAGCCGGAAUUCUUGCCAGAGCACCCGAUAGUCUUAAACGAGGCAAGAGAUCUUGGCGACCUAAGGCUUCAUGAAAUGAGGUGGAAUGGAGGAAAAGAAGAAACGAUGGCAGAAAGGCUUCCCUCACCCUAAGACAUUUGCACAGGUGUUCCCUACCCCAAAGAGUGUUUGUUUGUGUUUGUUUUUUUCUUACUGCUUUCUGAGUGAAUUUAAUUUAACUUGUGAUAUUUUAAUUUGCAUGUUUAUUAUUUUGAUGACCUUUUGAGGUGAAGUUGCACAAAGUCAUAAUACUAAACACCACUUUACUUUGAGUGUUGCAUUUUACUUAUAUUUUCUGCUGUGUACAAUUUUGGCUGUAGUGAAGUAUUUAUAUUUUGUAAAAAAAAAAAGUUCUAAACAUAAGAUAUUAAUGGCUACUUUUCAGCUGUGGUGCUAAUGUUUUGUUUAAAGGAACGAGAAGAAGAAAAAAAAAGCCAUUCAAUUCAGACUCAUCAUCACUCAUCAUAUUAUUAGAGUCAACAAAUACAAACCAUACCUGAAGUGACAGUGAUGUCUGCCAUCUGCUGUAUUAGUUGGCAUUACAUCAACAUUGUGAAUUAACAUGACUUGGUAAACAUGUUGACUUGACUUAUAAAGGAGUGUUUGGCUAAA
Molecule: messenger RNA, 1511 nt
Organism: Dicentrarchus labrax (European seabass)
Lineage: Eukaryota; Metazoa; Chordata; Actinopteri; Moronidae
Gene: gra
Product: granulito
Exons: 7
Coding region: 600-992 (130 amino acids)
Source: RefSeq, a predicted model, not a curated record